Messenger RNA from Trichosurus vulpecula (common brushtail), 942 nucleotides. RefSeq names its product basic salivary proline-rich protein 1-like. The record is from RefSeq and is a predicted model, not a curated record. The transcript has 2 exons. NCBI's taxonomy places the organism in Eukaryota, Metazoa, Chordata, Mammalia, Diprotodontia, Phalangeridae. The coding region runs from base 1 to 942 and encodes 313 amino acids.
AUGGUUCUCACCUUUUCCUGCGCACCUUUAGUAGAAGUGCUGAAGACACAAGAAUUUCGUAUAAAACCUCGGGGGAGGGCUCAGGGCUGGAGAAGCCGCACCAGCGACAGCCCGGCCGGGGAGCUACCGGGAUGCGAGGGGAGAUGGGGGGAUGCGGGAGGGAGGGGCACCGCUCCCACGCCCCCACCAUCGCCCCGCGUGGGGGGAGGGGCUCGGGCCCGCCGGACUGCCCCCUCCUCCCCACCCCCAGCCAGGCUGAGGGCGUUGGCGGCUCCUCGAACCUCGGCCCCCGCAGCGGCCGCCGGCGCCCGAGCACUGGCUCCGAGGCUCAGCUCCCGCGCCGCUCCCCGAGGAAGGAGAGAGCCGAAAACCUCCCCGCCUCCCCCUCCUCCAUCGCCGCCCAAAGCUCACCUUCUUCUCUUCUCCUCCUCCUCCGGUCCCCCCCCGCGCCGGAAGCCCAGGGGCCCUCAAGUACAGGGCGCAGGGGGAGGAGGGGAUGAAGGGAGGGAGCCGGAGCCUAGUGAGGGGCCACCCGCCCAGCUCGCUAACAGCCACCGCGUCUGCCUAGGUUUGACACCCACACACCAUCCAACAUGGCGGCCGGGAGGGGGCGCGCCUGACUGCGUGCGCGCAUCCGUGCGUUCCGCGCCCCCUCCCCCCCCCCCGCCGCCUCCCCCGCUCCCUACCCGCCCCCUCGAGCAAAGCGGAUUCGCGCGCCGGAGCGUGCGCGCGCCUGCGCGAGGACGCGCUCCCUUCCCCCCGCCCCCGGGCCCCCCAACCCCAACCGCCUCGGUCAGGCCCCCUCCCCGCUCCUCCUUGCCGGGGGCGUGGGGGGGGGGCGCUGCCGCGUGCACGGGAGCCCCGCCUCUCUCUCGGCCGCAGUACUCCUUGGCCGGGGCGGGGCCAGAAUCAGGAGCUGACCGACACCCAAACACAGUCUGA